This is a messenger RNA of Fragaria vesca subsp. vesca, 1293 nucleotides long. Its product is annotated as CBL-interacting protein kinase 2-like. The coding region runs from base 1 to 1293 and encodes 430 amino acids. NCBI's taxonomy places the organism in Eukaryota, Viridiplantae, Streptophyta, Magnoliopsida, Rosales, Rosaceae. Gene Ontology annotation, molecular function: protein kinase activity; ATP binding. Gene Ontology annotation, biological process: protein phosphorylation; signal transduction. The record is from RefSeq and is a predicted model, not a curated record. The transcript has a single exon.
AUGGACAAGGAGGGGGAGGUGUUGCUGGGGAAGUACCAACUUGGGAAGCUCUUAGGGCAGGGGGGCUUUGCAAAGGUCUACCACGCAAGGAGCCUCAAAACCAACCAGAUUGUAGCCAUUAAGAUCAUCAGCAAAGAGAAGGUUUUUGAAUUGGGACUCGUUGAUCAGACCAAAAGAGAGAUUUCUAUUAUGAGACUGCUUAAACACCCCAACAUAGUGCAGCUAUAUGAAGUCAUGGCCACCAAAAAGAAGAUCUACCUUGUCAUGGAAUACGCAGAAGGCGGCGAGCUUUUUCAAAAGAUAAAUAAAAGGAGGCUCAAGGAGGAAGCAGCAAGGAGAUUCUUCCAACAACUCAUCACUGCUGUCGACUUCUGCCACAAGAGAGGUGUUUUCCAUCGCGAUUUGAAGCCCGAGAACUUGCUGCUAGAUAAAGAUGGAGUGCUGAAGGUGUCGGAUUUUGGGUUGAGUGCGUUUUCUGAAUCGAAGAGGAAACAUGCUUUACUGCAUACAACUUGUGGCACUCCUAAUUAUGUAGCUCCUGAAGUUAUCCGGCUUGGAGCCUAUGAUGGAGCUAAAGCUGAUAUAUGGUCUUGUGGGGUGAUCUUGUUUCAACUAUUGGCUGGUUAUCGUCCCUUCGAUGACUCAAAUCUAAACAACAUGUUUAGGAAAAUAUGUGCAUCAGAAUAUCGAUGUCCCCGGUGGUUUUCCGAUGACAUAAGAAAGCUCUUGUUUGGAAUCCUCAACACAAAUCCGAAUGAAAGGUUUCUUGCUUCAGACAUAAUGAGAAGUAGCUGGUUUCAAGAAGGACUCAGCUCCAAGAUUAAAACAGAAGUGGAAGAUGUUGAUGGGGAGUCUGAUGACUGUGACAAAAGCGAGAACCAAGAGACUAUUACACCCGCCACUUUGAGUGCUUUCGAUAUCAUAUCUCUCUCUAGUGGAUUCGAUCUUUCUGGCUUGAUGAUGCAGAAGGAUGCAAAGAGAUCAGCUGUGCAGUUCACAUCCGCGCAAUCUGCGACAUCCAUCAUGACAAAGCUGAGGGAUAUUACUCGGAAACUGAAGCUGAAAUCGAAGAAAGAAGGAGCAUCAUUGAAGUUAAUGAAGGGGGCAUUAUCCAUAGAAGCCGAAAUUUUUGAGUUCACUCCAUCCUUUCAUUUAGUGGAGAUGAAGAAAUCUAAUGGGGAUACAUUUGAGUUUAGGAAGAUGGUAGACGAGGAUAUAAGGCCGGCUCUCAAAGACGUCGUCUGGACAUGGCAGGGUGAGCGCAGUAACAACAAUAGCAGCAUCUGCGUUUGA